Entamoeba invadens IP1 is the source of this 663-nucleotide messenger RNA. RefSeq lists its product as hypothetical. The record is from RefSeq and is a predicted model, not a curated record. Lineage: Eukaryota; Evosea; Mastigamoebida; Endamoebidae. The coding region runs from base 1 to 663 and encodes 220 amino acids. The transcript has a single exon.
AUGGAUUUUUUACUCAUUGCGAUCAUUGCAAUCACCACUUUAAUCAUUAUAUAUCUUGUGAAACAUAUAAAGAAACAAGAGGAAAUGUACAGAUACGACCAACCAAUCAUUACGUCCUUUUCGUACAAACAAGACCCCCCACGACGAAAGACAUAUAUACCUUCAGACUACAACACAUCAUUCAUCGAACACUUUCAAGCACCAAGUGCUUCCAAUUACAUUCAAUCCCCAAACAAAAACACAUUUGGAGAUACACAACACAAUGACAUAACUCGACAAUCAGUUGGCAUGAAUUGUUUACAAGAACCCGGAAUAAAUCAACGUGUUGUUCCAAACUACUAUCCAACAACAAGCGACUCUCAAAGAUACCAACCAAAGAUACUUGAUUUCCAACAACCACCCCCUCCACUUUACACACAACCAUAUACACAAUUUUCACAAAGUAAUUACUUCAACACAACACCAAUCGCUAUGAACCAAAAAACGCCGAAUAAAAAUUGUUAUUUAAUGAGACCAGAAGCGACGCCUAAUAACAACAAACCACCACUCCACAGAGAAGCUGCCGGUCUCAACUUCUCGAUGCCACACGGCGGUUCGCUCAAAAGUAAACAAGAAAACUCAUUGAACUACUCUGAUGACUCGUUUGUAAAAAUGCCAAAUUGA